GUAAUUUACAGGUUGUACAAAACAAAACCAUCUACACAAUAGAUUUUCAGUUUAUUUGGUAUAUUUAGCUAAAUAAGGUGAUAAAGUAAUGAAUGAAUUCUCAAUUUUCUGAACUUGUAUAGGUUAUGUUUUCGCUAAUCAGCUGAUCUGAUAUUUGCGCGCGAGUUCUUUUUGUACCGUAGAAAAUGUUCAAUUUUGAAUAGUGUUUAAAGCAUUGUUUAUAAAAAUGAUAGCACCAUCGAAAAUAAAAAAGCUCGACGAAGUUGUAGUUAAUAGAAUUGCAGCUGGAGAAGUCAUUCAAAGACCUGCAAAUGCUUUGAAAGAACUGAUUGAAAACAGCCUGGAUGCGAAAGCUAGUAAUAUACAAGUUAUUGUCAAAGAAGGAGGAUUGAAAUUAUUACAGAUUCAAGACAAUGGAACUGGAAUUAGAAAAGAUGACAUGGGAAUCGUUUGCGAAAGAUUCACAACCAGUAAAUUAGAAAAAUUCGAGGAUCUACAAGCGAUUGCCACUUUUGGAUUUCGGGGUGAAGCUUUAGCCAGUAUAAGUCAUGUGGCACAAUUAACUAUAACAACAAAAACAAUAGAUGAAAAAUGCGCUUACAAAGCUUCUUACAGCGAUGGAAAAUUAAAAGCACCUCCGGUUUCGUGUGCUGGAAAUCAAGGAACAACUAUUUCUGUUGAAAAUCUUUUUUACAAUAUUCCAACAAGAAAAAAAGCUUUGUGCAGUGCCUCUGAAGAAUUUUCCAAAAUCGCAGAAGUCAUUACCAGAUAUGCUGUGCACAAUCCCUCUGUUGGUUUCGGUUUAAAAAAACAGGGAGAAACUAAGACACAUGUUCGAACGCCUCAUUCUUCUACGAAAACUAACAAUAUCCGAGUUUUAUAUGGCAAUCCAGUAGCUCGUGAACUUCUCGAAAUCGAUCUAAAAGAUGAUAAACACAAUUUUAAAUUACACGCACUCAUAACGAAUCCGAAUUAUUCCAAUAAAAGAAUGACGCUUCUUCUGUUCAUCAACCACAGACUUGUUGAUUCUUCGAUGAUAAAAAAAAUGAUAGAAGACCUCUAUUCCGUACAUCUGCCGAAAAAAACUCAUCCCUGGUGUUAUUUGUCACUCGAAAUUGAUCCUGCGAAUGUGGACGUUAAUGUACAUCCAACAAAACAUGAAGUUCGGUUCCUUCAUGAAGAUUCUAUUAUCGAAAAAGUUAAGAUUGCCCUGGACGAAAAACUCUCGGGUGUUAAUGCUUCCAGAACUUUUUAUAUGCAGUCAAAAUUGCCAAAUGUUGAUGUUACCAAGGAGGUUUUGAAAGAAGUUUUACCCGAAUACGAUACUAAACAGACAGAUAAAACGAAAAAACUUUACGCCCAUGAAAUGGUGAGAACGAGUUCCACGGACCAGAAACUGGAUAAAUUCAGCUUCACUAUUAACCCCGCUCUUAGAGAAAAUAAAACGAGUUCCGAGGAAGCUAAAGAAAAUAAAUCAAAAGAUGAUAAAGUUGAAGAUGAUAGCCGAAAUUCAAAAAAUGAGACAGCGGAAAAUGCGUCUCAGAAGAAUCAACCGAUUGCGGAAGAGAAAAAUGAGAGUACUUCCUUGGCAAAAUCGAAAAUUUCGGAUAAUUCUGUUGUGGAAGCAGAUAAUUCAACAUGCUUCAUGCUUUCCGAUUCAGACGAAUCCGAUGUCGAGAAAGAAAAAAAUAAUCAAUCUAUCGACAUUGAAAUUGUGGCUGAAAGCACCAUGACGGCUGACAGAGCACUUAAAAAUAUUUAUAAACGCUGGGGCAGUGGUGAAAAUGACGAAAUUAGUCCAAAAAAUAUUGAAAAUGAAGAAACUGAUAAAGAGCUUAGAGAAAAAAGUAUGACAAAUAGUGACGAAAGUUUAAAUGAAAGUCCAGUGAAGGGUACACAGCUCACGGAAUUUAAAUCCUAUUCGGUAAAUGAUUUUAGACGAGAAGUUAAGUUGAAGAGCGUUUUGAUGCUCAGAAAAGAAGUGGAGGAUAAUUAUCAUGCAGGUCUGAGAGAAAUUUUAUCAAAUUUGACAUUUGUUGGAUGCAUCGAUGAACGAUUUUCUCUCGUACAAAGUGGAGUUAAUUUAUAUAUUUGCAACACUCAGAAACUUGCGGAAGAGCUCUUUUACGAAAUCAUGUUGUACGACUUUGCAAAUUACGGCGUCAUCAAGUUUUCUGAACCAUUGCCUUUAUACGAUCUUGCUAUGUUAGGUCUUGAGACCAAAGAAGCAGGGUGGACCGAAGAAGAUGGAACAAAAGAGGAGUUGGCAAAAAGUGUUCAAGAACGGCUUUCAGAAAAAAUGGACAUGCUGAAAGAAUAUUUUUCUAUCGUCAUCGACAAAAAAGGAAAUCUAAAAUCACUGCCGAUAUUGUUAGACAAAUAUUUUCCGCGUGAAGGCGGACUACCCUUAUACAUCCUCAGUUUGUCAACCCAAGUCGACUGGGAAGCAGAAAAGCCCUGUUUUAAAGGAAUUUGUCGCGAAACAGCGAAAUUCUACAGCCAAAUCGACUCUGAUUCCGAAACCUUUGACUGGAAACACGUAACCGAGCAUAUUUUAUACAGCGCUAUCAAAGAAAGUUUACUGCCUCCAAAAGAGUUCGCUCAUGACUCCACAAUUCUGGAAAUAGCUUCCUUGCCAGAUUUGUACAAAGUUUUCGAAAGAUGCUAAUCAUUGAUAUUUAAUUAUUUAAUUAAAUAAAGACCAAUAUUUUUUGUACAUU
Messenger RNA from Belonocnema kinseyi, 2720 nucleotides. It is a transcript of the gene Mlh1, whose product is annotated as DNA mismatch repair protein Mlh1. Bases 227 to 2668 code for a protein of 813 amino acids. Gene Ontology annotation, cellular component: MutLalpha complex. Gene Ontology annotation, biological process: mismatch repair. Gene Ontology annotation, molecular function: ATP binding; ATP-dependent DNA damage sensor activity; ATP hydrolysis activity. The transcript is spliced from 9 exons. The record is from RefSeq and is a predicted model, not a curated record. Lineage: Eukaryota; Metazoa; Arthropoda; Insecta; Hymenoptera; Cynipidae.